Molecule: messenger RNA, 1227 nt
Organism: Trichoderma asperellum CBS 433.97
Lineage: Eukaryota; Fungi; Ascomycota; Sordariomycetes; Hypocreales; Hypocreaceae
Biological process (GO): protein phosphorylation
Molecular function (GO): protein kinase activity; ATP binding
Source: RefSeq, a predicted model, not a curated record
ACUACCUAGCUUUCACCAACAUUGUUUAUUUCACAAUGCAUUUGUGCCGACAAUCAGUAUUAAACGAUUUCUGCAACCAAAUCAAUAUCUAUGUUUCUGCCGCCGGUUGACCAUUAUACUGGAUCUCUUGACCAUGGCAGUCGAUGAGCCACCCGUUCCUGACGAAUUCUUUCUGUCUCCUGAAACGCGUAUCAUCCAAGCCAAAGGUGAAUUCGUGGCUGCUGGUAUAACUUCACUAGUGGAGCGAUUGCCAAACGGCGAUAUUAUCAAGACACCAUGGGACGAUUCUGCCCGAGGGGAUUGUGUGCAAGACCUAAUCACCGAGGCGAAGAUCUAUCAAAGAUUGGGCGAACAUCCGCGGCUGGUGAAGCUUCGAAAUUGGGACUCUGUGCAACACACAAUGACAAUGGAGUAUAUGCCACAUGGCACGCUGCAGCAGUACAUCGAAAACCAUUAUAAAGAUAUUUCACGAUCCCUACAGCUCCAAUGGGCUCGACAGGCAGCUGAAGGCCUGCAACUUCUCCACGCAUCCGACAUUCUUCACUGCGAUGUUGGUCCACAUAACUUCCUGUUGGACGCAUCACUUGAUUUAAAAAUUGCCGACUUCAGUGGUUCAUCAGUAAACGGCUCCUGCGCCUCUGUCUGUCCCAGAUCCCGGUACCGAGCUCCUGAUCCCGAUUGGUGCCCAGGCAAGCCGCCAAGGUUAAGAGAAGAUUUAUUUGCUCUUGGCUCUGUUUUUUACUUUAUUUUCACCGGCAACGCACCAUUCCAUGAUCUUGAGGAGGACGAUGUUGAAAGAAAUUACGAGGCUGGCAUUUUUCCUGAUUUGUCGGAGGUUCUGUGCUCCGAUGUUAUCACUCUGUGCUGGCAGCAGCGCGCUGGUUCCACACAACAGUUAUAUGAGACUAUCGAACGACUCUGUGUCUCGGAAAAUAUGUAGGGAAGGUACUACAAAAUCAGGCCGAUUUAGCCAAGCCUAUAGCAUUUCAUUAGUAAGGAUAAAGGGCACAAGAACAGCCGACGAUAUGCAGGUCCCAUACUACAUCAUGUGCAUAGAACAGGAUGAGACAUGAACAAUCACUGGAUAUUCACGAACAGACAAAGGAACAAAUAACGUGUAAAGUUUGAGUUGGUGCAGUCAUUGACGCUCUCAUUAACAUGGCGUGAGAGAUCGACAAAGACUUAUAGAAUAUAACCCAAUAUGUACAACAUAUAGAUAUAGAUGAG